GUUUUGAAGCAUAAUUUCAGCCGUUUAAUCAGCAUUAAAUUUUACGUUUUAAUAUUUGUUAUUAUUUUUUCCCUGUUGAAAUAUUAUUUGGGUACCGUUUCAAAAACUCCGUCGAAAUGAACGGCGAUUGUCGGCACGACGAGUACCAGUACUUAGACCAAAUUUCAUUAAUAUUAAAUCAUGGCCGUGUGAAGGAUGAUCGAACUGGAACUGGGACAAAAUCUUAUUUCGGAACUCAAGCUCGGUACAAUUUAAGAAAUGAUACGUUUCCCAUGUUGACCACUAAGAAAGUGUUCUGGAGGGGUGUUUGUGAAGAACUGCUAUGGUUUAUUUCCGGAAGCACCAAUGCCAAUGUCUUAAAAGAGAAAGGGAUCCAUAUUUGGGAUGGAAACAGUUCAAAAGAGUUUAUGCAAUCGCAAAAUUUAUCAUACCCAGAAGAAGGAGAUCUUGGACCUAUCUAUGGUUUUCAAUGGAGGCAUUUUGGUGCAGAUUAUAUUGAUAUGUCUAAAGAUUAUACAGGUCAAGGUGUGGAUCAACUUUCUAAUGUAAUAAAUCUCAUAAAAGAAAAACCACAUGACAGACGUAUGAUAAUAUCUGCAUGGAAUCCUGUGGACAUACCAAAAAUGGCUCUUCCACCAUGUCAUUGCCUAGCUCAGUUUUAUGUUUGUGAUGGUGAACUUUCAUGUCAGUUAUACCAAAGAUCUGCUGAUAUGGGUCUUGGAGUGCCAUUCAAUAUUGCUAGUUAUGCUUUACUAACAUACAUGAUUGCCCAUGUUACUGGUUUGAAGCCUGGUGAUCUUGUUCACACACUCGGCGAUGCUCAUAUAUACUCAAAUCACAUCGAAGUUUUGAAAGAACAAAUUACUAGAACACCGAAGCCUUUUCCAAAACUUCGGAUCAAGCGUGAUGUGAAAAAUAUUGACGAUUUCAUCUUUAGUGAUUUUGAAUUGAUCGGAUAUGAACAUCAUCCUCCUAUAAAAAUGAAAAUGGCUGUGUGA
Molecule: messenger RNA, 998 nt
Organism: Uloborus diversus
Lineage: Eukaryota; Metazoa; Arthropoda; Arachnida; Araneae; Uloboridae
Product: thymidylate synthase-like
Exons: 7
Coding region: 117-998 (293 amino acids)
Biological process (GO): dTMP biosynthetic process
Cellular component (GO): cytosol; mitochondrion
Molecular function (GO): thymidylate synthase activity
Source: RefSeq, a predicted model, not a curated record